UCAGUCUCAGUUCGAUUUCAUUUGAUCUGCUCUGCGGUUGUGCCUAUAGAGAUAUAUCCCUGGCACCAUGAAGGCGUGGAUCUGGUUUACGUUUGUCGCGUGCCUCUUUGCGGCAAGUACAGAAGCUGCCUCCAACUUAGUCUGCUACUAUGACUCUUCGAGUUACACCAGGGAAGCUCUUAACACAACUCAACCCACUGUGCUCUGCAGCCGAGCCAAACAAUAAUAAACCGCUCGCUGGGCUCACACUGUUGGCGUUCAAUUAAGCCACUGAAGUCGACGAGACAAUGGAUCAGCAUCCGAGAGGAGGUGGCUCUGGUCAGGGGGAGAUACACCGAUCUCCGAUCUCCGCUCUCCGGUAGUUUUCACCGAGAGCGAGAGUGUUGGGUGUCGGAUCACUGUGCGCAGAUAGUGUCCCACAGCAAUGACCACUUCGAGUCUCUGGGAUUAUUUGUUAUUCGAGUGCAGCUCGUUGUACUUUUCGUGCAUACUAAAUAUGCCAUCUUUUGAAUUUAAACUGUGUUUUUUCCAGGUCUGGGCAAGCUGCUCAAUCCCGAUCUGGAGAUCGCCUUGCAAUUCUGCAGCCACUUGGUCUACGGCUAUGCUGGGCUGAGAGGUGAAAACCUACAGGCGUACAGUAUGAACGAGAACCUGGACAUAUACAAGCAUCAGUUCUCCGAGGUUACCUCCCUCAAGAGGAAGUAUCCCCACCUGAAAGUUUUGUUGAGUGUGGGCGGCGAUCAUGACAUCGACCCUGAUCAUCCCAACAAGUAUAUCGAUCUGCUGGAGGGCGAGAAGGUUCGUCAAAUUGGUUUCAUCCGAUCGGCCUAUGACUUGGUUAAGACCUACGGCUUUGAUGGCUUGGAUCUGGCCUAUCAGUUCCCAAAGAAUAAGCCAAGAAAGGUUCACGGUGAUCUUGGACUGGCAUGGAAGAGUAUUAAGAAGCUGUUCACCGGCGAUUUCAUAGUGGAUCCACACGCAGCCCUUCAUAAGGAGCAGUUUACCGCUUUAGUAAGGGAUGUAAAGGACUCCUUGAGAGCUGAUGGAUUUCUGCUCAGUCUGACUGUGCUGCCCAAUGUAAACUCAACAUGGUACUUUGAUAUUCCCGCUCUGAAUGGCCUGGUGGACUUUGUGAACCUGGCUACCUUCGAUUUCCUGACACCAGCCCGUAAUCCCGAGGAGGCGGACUACAGUGCUCCCAUCUACCAUCCCGAUGGAUCGAAGGAUAGGUUGGCACACCUUAACGCUGAUUUCCAGGUGGAGUACUGGCUAUCUCAGGGAUUCCCAUCCAAUAAGAUCAAUUUGGGAGUUGCCACCUAUGGUAAUGCAUGGAAACUUACCAAGGACUCGGGUCUCGAAGGAGUUCCUGUUGUGCCGGAGACAAGUGGACCAGCACCCGAGGGCUUCCAGUCCCAAAAGCCUGGAUUACUAAGCUAUGCUGAAAUCUGCGGAAAGUUGUCCAAUCCCCAAAAUCAAUUCCUCAAGGGCAACGAAUCGCCACUGCGAAGAGUUUCUGAUCCCACCAAGAGAUUCGGAGGCAUAGCUUAUCGCCCAGUGGAUGGUCAGAUAACCGAGGGCAUUUGGGUGAGCUACGAUGAUCCCGACUCCGCCUCCAAUAAGGCAGCCUAUGCCCGUGUCAAGAACCUAGGGGGCGUGGCGCUGUUCGAUCUGAGCUACGAUGAUUUCCGUGGACAGUGCUCAGGCGAUAAGUAUCCCAUUCUGCGAGCCAUCAAAUAUCGUCUAUAAAACGAAACAUAACAUUUAAUACUUUAAAUAAACAAUUAUCAAUUAUAAAC
Drosophila melanogaster (fruit fly) is the source of this 1796-nucleotide messenger RNA. It is a transcript of the gene Idgf2, whose product is annotated as imaginal disc growth factor 2. Gene Ontology annotation, cellular component: extracellular region. The record is from RefSeq and is marked reviewed. The transcript is spliced from 3 exons. Gene Ontology annotation, molecular function: chitin binding. Gene Ontology annotation, biological process: animal gross anatomical part developmental process; carbohydrate metabolic process. NCBI's taxonomy places the organism in Eukaryota, Metazoa, Arthropoda, Insecta, Diptera, Drosophilidae. The coding region runs from base 640 to 1746 and encodes 368 amino acids.